Molecule: messenger RNA, 4257 nt
Organism: Morone saxatilis (striped sea-bass)
Lineage: Eukaryota; Metazoa; Chordata; Actinopteri; Moronidae
Gene: tmtc2a
Product: transmembrane O-mannosyltransferase targeting cadherins 2a
Exons: 12
Coding region: 306-2876 (856 amino acids)
Biological process (GO): protein O-linked glycosylation via mannose
Cellular component (GO): endoplasmic reticulum membrane
Molecular function (GO): protein binding; mannosyltransferase activity
Source: RefSeq, a predicted model, not a curated record
GAUGCGCACACUGAGGACACCGCAGCACAGAAAUGCGCACAGCUCCGAGCCAGACCCGGCGAUAGCUUCACCCCCCGACACCCCUGACCCAUCUCCCAACACAAUGGGUUAGAGGGAAUAUGGCAAACUUUGACACACUUUGCAUGACAUGGGAAAUGCCCUGCGUUGUCUGGAGAGCCGGGCUGCCGAGCGGCUGAAUUGAGAGCACAACAAACACAGAGACUUGACAGAGCAGAGCGACAGGGGGGGGACCUGAUUCCAGUCAUUUCUAUCCCGGGUUCCUCUCCCCACUUUGGUUUUGAGAGAUGAUCACGGAGCUGGUGUGCACCGCCGUGGCUGUGGGUCUCUAUCUGAACACGCUGGACGCAGAUUUCUGCUACGAUGACAGCCGAGCCAUCAAGACCAACCAGGACCUUCUUCCUGAGACUCCGUGGACCAACAUCCUGUAUGACGACUUCUGGGGCACCCUGCUCACUCACAGCGGCAGCCACAAGUCCUUUCGUCCUCUCUGCACCCUCUCCUUCCGCCUCAACUACGCGCUGCACGGCCUGCGUCCCUGGGGCUACCACCUGCUGAACCUGGUGCUGCACGCUCUGGUCACCGCCCUCUUUACGGCCUUCAGUCGCCCGCUUCUCGGUGGAGGACUGUGGAGCCUGCUGGCUGGCCUUCUUUUUGCUUCUCAUGCGGUUCACACUGAAGCAGUCGCUGGCGUGGUUGGGAGGGCGGAUGUUGGUGCAGCAUUGUUUUUUUUGCUGUCUCUUCUCUGCUAUAUGAGACACUGUGCACUUCGUGGGAACCCAUGUGGGACUUUUCAGAGCAGCUCGGUCACCAGGUGCUGGGGCUGGAUGCUGGGCAGCCUGUGGUGUGCUGCAGCCAGCAUGCUGUGGAAGGAGCAAGGGGUGACGGUGCUGGCCGUGUCGGCUGUGUAUGACCUGUUCGUGUUCCAGAGACUCCGGUUUCGCCAGGCACUUCUCCUCCUGCUGGGAAAGAAAAAGAACAUCAGUGUUUUGCUGAGUCUUAGUGCGCUGGCUUCCUGGGGAGUGAUUCUGCUGUCAGCUCGCCUCUACUGGAUGGGCAAUAAGCCUCCCAACUUCUCCAACUCUGACAACCCUGCAGCUGACUCACCACAUUUUCUCACUCGAACGCUAACGUUCCUCCACCUGCCCGCCGCCAAUGCCUGGCUCCUGCUCUGCCCCGACAAGCUCAGUUUUGAUUGGUCCAUGGACGCUGUGCCCUUGGUCAGGUCCUUAGCUGACUGGAGGAACCUUCACACUGUUGCCUUUUAUGGUGGAUUUAUCCUCCUGGCUUUGUUUGGCCUUCGUAGCCCCACCUACAAAGCCAAAGAGACUAAUGGGAAGGCCUAUGUCACUAAUGGGAAAUCAAUCACUAACGGGAAUGGUUACCAUGCCCUUGACACAAACCAUAACACAGACCAGGGACUGCCAAAGUCCACCUUGAAUGGGUCAGGUGGACCCCACCACUGCCCUCCACGGACCUCCCUGCCCCCUACAGAAAACCUAGUAAUAUUUUCAUUAGGCAUCAUGUCAUUGCCUUUCAUCCCAGCCACAAACCUAUUCUUUUAUGUAGGUUUUGUAAUUGCAGAGAGGGUACUAUACAUCCCCAGUAUAGGCUUUUGUUUACUGGUUGCUACUGGUGCAAGAACCUUGUAUGUCAGACUGAGGACUAGAGGCUGCAAGGCCUUACUGUUGUGUCUCUGUACGGGACUAGUGCUGCUGAAUGGACUCAGAACUGUUCAAAGAAACAGGGACUGGAGCAAUGAGGAGAAUCUCUACAAGUCUGGGAUUGGUGUGAAUCCUGCUAAAGCCUGGGGAAACUUGGGAAACGUACUGAAGAACCAGGGCAAGAUGGCGGAGGCGGAGAAGGCGUACAGAAAUGCUCUGCACCACCGAGGGAACAUGGCUGACAUGCUGUAUAACCUUGGCUUGCUGCUCCAGGAGAAUGAGCGUUUUUCCGAAGCACUGCAUUAUUACAAACUGGCCAUUGGGAGUCGGCCAACACUGGCAUCGGCCUACUUGAACACAGGAAUCAUCCUGAUGAACCAGGGCAACCUGGAGGAGGCCAAACGCACCUUUUUGACCUGUGCAGACAUUCCAGAUGAGAACUUGAAGGACCCCCACGCCCACAAGAGUUCUGUCACCAGCUGCCUGUACAACCUGGGAAAACUUCUCCAUGAACAGGGCCAGCAGGAGGAGGCCCUGUCUAUUUAUAAGGAAGCGGUACAAAAAAUGCCCAGACAGUUUGCACCACACAGCCUUUUCAACAUGAUGGGAGAGGCCUACAUGAGGCUGAAUAGGCUGGAGGAAGCAGGCCACUGGUACAGAGAGUCCCUCAGGACCAAGCCUGACCACGUCCCUGCACACCUCACUUAUGGCAAACUCCUGUCUAUCAUUGGGCAGAAGACCGAAGCAGAGAAGUACUAUCUGAGAGCGAUUCAACUAGACCCGACAAAAGGAAACUGCUACAUGCACUAUGGUCAGUUUCUGCUGGAGCAGUCUCGUCUUGGCGAGGCGGCGGAGAUGGCGGAGAGAGCUGCGGAGCUGGACAGCUCAGAGUUUGAUGUGGUCUUCAGUGCUGCUCACAUGCUCAGACAGGCCAGUCUAAACGAGGCAGCCGAGAGGCAGUAUAAGCGCGCAGCCAGCCUCAGACCAGAUUACCCGGCUGCUCUGAUGAACCUCGGCGCCAUCCUCCACCUGAAUGGCAAACUUCCUGAAGCGGAGGCAAACUACCUGCGUGCACUACAGCUCAAACCUGACGAUGUCAUCACCCAGUCCAACCUGCGCAAGCUGUGGAACAUCAUGGAGCGGCAAGGACUCAGGAUUAGGCACGGGCUUGGGAUGCAGAAGAGCAACCUUUGAACUGAGAGAGCUGCUGCACUCUUUCUUUAACGAUGAGUCCUCAUGAGAAUGAAGCUCCACAGGAUAUAAAAGAGCUUGAGGCUGAGAGCUCUUCUCGACGAGACAGGAAAGACAAUUUCUUUAGAGUUGUGUGGGGAAGACAGUUUGAGGCUUGGCAUGUUUGGGAUUCAAGGGUGUAAGAACUCUGCCUUCAACUGAAUUCUUCUGAAUUCCUUGCUGUAUGGUGGCUCAGAUGACUAACGUCACCUUUUUAUUAUUGCGUUUUAUAAAAUGAUACUCAGUCGCUAAAUGAUGCGCUGAAGGCAAAUAACUGCAACGUCCAAAAGAAGAUUGAGAACAAAGGUCUCAAAGGUCAGCUGAUCAUUAUUUCCCUAUCAUUAAAAACGUGGGUAUGUUUUAAAGCACUUAAUUUGAAUGAAGAUGUAUUUAAAUAAUAAUUUCUGCAAAAUGCGUUUUGAAGUUGUCAGCACUAUAUUGUCCUUAAUGAUGCCGGCUGGUUUGUAUUAAAGGGGAACGCCACCGAUUUGACUCAUUAAGUCUGUUUACAGGUCUUGAGGAGUACUUAAUGUGUUAUGUGAAAAAAGUUGUACAGAGCCUUUCACCUCUCCAUAGGGAGUCUGAUAAAUUGCCUCAAGUGAUGUCACUUGAGUCUGAAGAGGGCUGAAGACUACACGUUUGAAAUUGAUGAAAAUCUUGGGGUGUGGCGUUAGAAAGAAGUUACCAGACCUCUGAUGCCCGCUCCUCAUCUCCGCCGCAAGCUAGCGGCUUGAAGCUACAUUAGCCGCAUUACUGGCACAACACACCCGGAUCUCUGUCCGAACUGCAGGUGGUCGAGUUGCAUUGUGGGUCACGAAGGUCCCAUGAUUUGACAGGGAAGCAGAACGUGUGGAAUAAAACAAGAUGACAUCUCCGUCUGAUCUGAUUUUCUUUUAAACACCACGAGUUACUAAAUCAGUGGAACACUCUUAAAAAAUUAAAACCCUGAUUAAUUACCCUCAGGGUGCUCUCACCUUCAACUUGUACUCUUAACUUAAUAUUAAAAGCAUGACAGUGCUAAGACAUCUUCAGGUACCACCAUCUAAUACAGUUGUAUAGUAAACUGCUCAAACCAAUUAAAAGAACAAGCAUAAUACAUAGCCAAUCACAUCCUGUCCGAGUCACUGAAGAUUGUUUGCAGCUGGUGCAUUUUAAACACUUGUGACUGUAAGAAUGAAAACAGAUCAUGAGAAAACUCCUCAGCGGUGCCAAAGCUUGUACUGAGUCUUUACGCCUCUCGUGCCAAGCAAGAACUGUUCUCACGUACGUGUUGUGUUCUUUGUGUCAAAUGAAGGCGUUUCAUUUCAUGUGAUCAAACGAUCGAACUUAAUUUAUUAAUACAUGU